Cyprinus carpio (common carp) is the source of this 7128-nucleotide messenger RNA. Its product is annotated as dedicator of cytokinesis protein 7-like. Gene Ontology annotation, molecular function: guanyl-nucleotide exchange factor activity. NCBI's taxonomy places the organism in Eukaryota, Metazoa, Chordata, Actinopteri, Cypriniformes, Cyprinidae. The record is from RefSeq and is a predicted model, not a curated record. Gene Ontology annotation, biological process: axonogenesis; positive regulation of GTPase activity; small GTPase-mediated signal transduction. The coding region runs from base 118 to 6555 and encodes 2145 amino acids. The transcript has 51 exons.
AAUCACAGACUUAAUCUAGGCUUCAGGAGGCGGGGCUUGUGAAAAUACGGGUACGGGAGGGGAAGGAAUAUCGCGGCUGGAGCGCUGGAGUUACUCGAGCACUCAGCGGCUACAGUCAUGGCUGAGCGCCGCGCAUUUGCCCAGAAAAUCAGCAGGACUGUAGCGGCUGAGGUCAGGAAGCAGAUUGCUGGUCAGUACGGAGGCUCACCUCAACUUCUCAAAAACCUCAGUGUGGGUGGAAAUGCAAUUAGCAAUGCUAUUCCUCUGACAGAGGCUAUAGAGCCAGUGGAUUUUGAAGAGUAUUUGAUCACGCACCCUCCCCUUAUAGAGUCAGGACCUCUGAGAGAUCUGAUCGAGUUUCCUCCAGAUGACAUUGAAGUGCUUUACACGCCAAGAGAGUGCCGAACUCUUGGCCAGGCUGUGCCCGAGGAGGGUGAGAAUGAUUCACACGUUAGAGACUGCACCCGGUCUUACACUGAGGACUGGGCCAUCGUUAACCGCAAGUACCACAAGUUGGGCACCGCAUUUAAUCCCAACACUUUGGAUAAGCAGAAGGAGAGGCAGAGAGGUUUACCCAAGCAGGUUUUUGAGUCUGACGAGUUGCCAGAUCACAGCAGCUAUCAAGAUGAUCAGGAUGAUCUGAAGCGAAGGUCCAUGUCGAUUGAUGACACUCCACGUGGCAGCUGGGCUUGCAGUAUAUUUGACCUGAAGAACUCUCAGCCUGAUGCUCUGCUGCCUCACCUUCUGGAUCGAGUGCCCAACGAAGAAAUCGACCACCACAAUGAGGACCAGCGCAAGUCAAACCGCCAUCGAGAGCUCUUCGCACUGCAUCCUGCUUUGGAUGAGGAUGAACCCAUUGAGCGUCACUGUGUGCCUGAUGUUCCAAAAGAACAUUUUGGUCAAAGGCUUCUUGUCAAGUGCUUGUCCUUGAAGUUUGAGAUAGAAAUUGAGCCAAUAUUUGCAAGUUUGGCCUUGUAUGAUAUCAAAGAAAAGAAAAGGAUAUCAGAGAACUUUUACUUCGAUUUGAACUCUGAGCAAACAAAGGCCAUGCUUCGACCGCACAUCCCAUCUGCUGCUAUCUCCACCCUGGCCCGCUCUGCUGUCUUUUCAAUCACCUACCCUUCACAAGACGUCUUCCUUGUUAUCAAGCUUGAGAAGGUGCUUCAGCAGGGAGACAUUGGAGAGUGUGCAGAGCCUUACAUGGUCUUUAAAGAGUCAGAUGCCAAAAAGAAUAAGGAAAAGCUUGAGAAGCUGCGCAGUCAGUCUGAACAGUUCUGUCAGCGACUAGGGCGUUAUCGGAUGCCCUUUGCCUGGACGGCCAUACACCUCAUGAAUAUAGUGAACAGUGCCGGCAGCCUAGAGAGAGACACAGAGCUGGAGACGGGGCUGUCAGAACGGAAAGGCUCUUGGUCUGAACGGAGGAACUCUAGUAUUGUGGGACGUCGUUCGCUGGAGAGAACCACCAGCGGAGAUGAAUCAUGCAGUUUGACCAGCUUCAGACCAGCUACCCUGACGGUCACCAACUUCUUCAAACAGGAAGGAGAUCGACUAAGUGAUGAAGAUCUCUACAAGUUCCUAGCUGACAUGAGACGGCCAUCCUCUGUGCUGCGUAGACUGAGGCCCAUUACAGCCCAGCUGAAGAUUGACAUCUCACCAGCCCCCGAGAAUCCUCACUAUUGCCUGACACCUGAUCUGCUCCAAGUGAAGCCUUACCCAGAUAGUCGAGUGCGGCCAACAAAAGAGAUCCUGGAAUUCCCUGCCAGGGACAUUUAUGUGCCCAACACCACUUACAGGAACCUGCUGUAUGUGAACCCACAGAGCCUGAACUUUGCUAACCGUCAAGGCUCAGCCCGUAACAUUACAGUGAAAGUACAGUUCAUGAAUGGGGAAGAUCCUAGUAAUGCUAUGCCUGUAAUCUUUGGAAAAUCCAGUUGUGCAGAGUAUUCAAAGGAGGCAUACACUGCUGUAGUCUAUCAUAAUCGAUCACCAGAUUUCCUUGAUGAAGUUAAAAUCAAGCUACCAGCCUCGCUGACCGACCAUCACCACAUCCUUUUUACUUUCUAUCAUGUCAGCUGUCAACAGAAACAGAACACUCCGCUGGAGACGCCUGUUGGAUACACGUGGAUUCCCAUGCUGCAAAAUGGACGCUUGAGAACAGGUCACUUCUGCCUUCCAGUAUCUCUGGAGAAACCGCCUCAGUCUUACUCUGUCCUCUCUCCUGAUGUUCCCCUUCCUGGGAUGAAAUGGGUGGAUAACCACAGAGGGGUGUUUAAUGUAGAGGUUGUGGCUGCAUCUACCAUCCACACACAGGACCAGUUUUUAGAUAAGUUCUUUGCACUGGUGCAUGCGCUGGAUGAGCACAUGUUCCCUGUGAGGAUAGGAGACAUGCGCAUUAUGGAGAAUAAUCUGGAGGCUGAGCUAAAGUCUAGUAUAGCAGCUCUAAAUUCCUCUCAGCUGGAGCCUGUGGUGCGCUUUCUCCACCUACUGCUGGACAAACUGGUGUUGCUGAUGGUGCGGCCACCUGUCAUUGCCGGCCAGAUAGUGAAUCUCGGUCAGGCUUCUUUUGAAGUGAUGGCAUCCAUAGUGAAUCGUCUACAUAAGUACUUGGACACUAGUCAAGAUAUGCAUGGGAGAAACAGCCUUCUCUCCUCAUAUAUCCACUAUGUCUUCCGCCUGCCCAACAUGGACCCCAACUCCCCCUCUCCAGGCCCAGGAGGAUUGGGCUGUUCAGUGCAUUAUGCCACCAUGGCUCGUUCUGCUGUUAGACCUGCAAGCCUCAACCUCAACCGCUCUCGUAGCCUCAGCAACAGCAACCCAGACAUCUCCGGCACUCCAACUUCCCCAGAUGAUGAAGUACGGUCCAUCAUUGGCAGCAAGGGCUUAGAUCGCUCCAACUCCUGGGUGCAUACAAUGGGGUGCAAAAGCGCCCCCUGGGGGACCAGCCCUGGCUCAUCAUCCGAUGCUAAGCAGGCCAUGGAGCGCAGUGGCAAUCGCAUGUCAUCGCACACUGAGAGCGCCAGUUUCUUGCAAACAUUAACAGGACGCUUGCCGACCAAAAAGCUUUUUCAUGAGGAGCUUGCCCUGCAGUGGGUGGUCAGCAGUGGCAGCGUGAGGGAGGGAGCCCUGCAACAGGCCUGGUUCUUCUUUGAGCUUAUGGUUAAGAGCAUCAUUCACCACUUAUACUUUACUGACCGCCUGCAGUCCCCUAGGAAGAACCGCUUCCCUGAGCGCUUCAUGGAUGACAUCACCGCUCUGGUUAGCACCAUUGCAGGUGACAUCGUCUCACGUUUCCAAAAGGAUCUUGAGUUGGUGGAAAGGCUCAACACCAGCUUAGCUUUUUUCCUCAAUGAUCUCCUGUCAGUCAUGGAUAGAGGCUUUGUCUUCUCUCUCAUCAAAACCUACUGGAAACAGGUGUCCACUAAGCUCUAUGCACUACAGAACCCCACUCUAGAGUCUCUGAGACUAGACUUCCUGAGGAUCGUCUGUAGCCAUGAACACUAUGUCACUCUAAACCUGCCCUUCAGUCUACUUACACCCCCAGCCUCCCCCUCUCCUUCAGUCUCCUCUGCCACGUCUCAGAGUUCUGGAUUCUCUACCCAUGUGCAGGACCAAAAGAUUGCCAACAUGUUUGAGCUGUCUGUGCCCUUCAGGGAGCAGCAUUACCUCGCUGGUCUGGUUCUGACAGAGCUGGCUGUAAUACUCGACCCUGAGGCUGAUGGGUCAGUACCCUGGAUGUUUGGUCUUCAUAAGAAGGUCAUCAGCGUGGUUCAUAAUAUGCUGUCCAGUCAUGACUCGGACCCACGUUAUGCUGACCCUGAGGUCAAAGCUAGAGUUGCACUGCUCUACCUACCUCUCAUAGGCAUUGUGAUGGAAACCCUUCCCCAGCUCCAUGAUUUCACCGAAUCCCAUAAUCAGUGGGGGCGUCCUGGUGGUCCAGGUACCGAGGAGCAGGAAGCUGAGGGCAACAGUAUGAUUAGCCAGACUGUUGCAAUGGCAAUUGCAGGGACCUCUGUGCCACAGAUGUCACGGCCUAGUAGUUUUCUGCUCAAUCCACAGGCCACCCGUCAGCAUGGCUCGUUCUCAGCUGAGUCCAGUCGUAGUCUGCUAAUCUGUCUGCUGUGGGUGCUGAAGAAUGCCGAUGAGAUGGUGCUUCAGAAAUGGUUCACUGACCUGUCUGUCUCGCAGCUCAAUCGCCUGUUGGACCUGCUCUACCUCUGUGUCUCCUGCUUUGAAUACAAGGCCCAUUUUUUGUUCAUGCAGGGCAAAAAAGCAUUUGAACGUAUGAACAGUCUAACCUUUAAGAAAUCCAAAGACAUGAAGGCCAAGUUGGAAGAAGCCAUCCUAGGCAGUAUUGGAGCCAGACAGGAGAUGGUGCGACGGAGCAAGGGGCAGCUUGAGAGAAGUCCAUCAGGCAGUGCUUUUGGCAGUCAAGAAAACCUGCGCUGGAGAAAAGACAUGACCCACUGGCGUCAGACUAGCGAAAAGAUGGACAAGGGCCAGAGAUCAGUCAGGACCAGGGCUGAGCUGGAGCAUGAAGCAAUUAUUGAUGGCAACCUGGCAACUGAAGCUAAUCUCAUCAUAUUGGAUACACUAGAAAUAAUAGUUCAGACCGUGUCAGUGACAGAGUCCAAAGAAAGCAUUCUGGGAGGGGUUCUGAAAGUCCUGCUACACAGCAUGGCAUGUAAUCAAAGUGCCCUAUAUUUGCAACACUGCUUCGCUACACAGAGAGCUCUCGUGUCAAAGUUUCCAGAGCUGCUGUUUGAGGAGGAGACCGAGCAGUGUGCUGACCUGUGCCUGCGGCUCCUGAGGAAUUGUAGCAGUAGCAUCAGCACCAUCAGAGCCCAUGCCAGCGCCUCCCUCUACCUCCUCAUGAGACAGAACUUUGAGAUUGGAAAUAACUUUGCACGAGUGAAAAUGCAGGUGACCAUGUCUCUUUCGUCUCUGGUGGGUACGUCCCAGAACUUCAAUGAGGAGUUUCUGCGGCGUUCGCUCAAGACCAUCCUCACAUAUGCAGAGGAGGACCUAGAGCUCAGAGAAACCACCUUUCCUGACCAGGUUCAAGAUCUGGUGUUUAACCUGCACAUGAUUCUUUCGGACACUGUAAAAAUGAAGGAACAUCAAGAAGAUCCAGAGAUGCUAAUUGAUCUGAUGUACAGGAUUGCUAAGGGUUACCAGACAUCCCCGGAUCUACGACUGACCUGGCUGCAGAAUAUGGCUGGGAAGCACUCAGAGAGGAAUAAUCAUGCAGAGGCAGCUCAAUGCUUGGUACACAGCGCCGCCCUGGUGGCCGAGUACCUCAGCAUGCUGGAGGACCGCAAGUACCUGCCUGUGGGCUGUGUCACCUUUCAGAACAUUUCCUCUAAUGUGCUGGAAGAAUCUGCUGUGUCAGAUGACGUGGUGUCACCAGACGAGGAGGGCAUCUGCUCUGGGAAGUACUUCACUGAGGCAGGCUUAGUUGGGUUGCUGGAACAGGCUGCAGCAUCCUUUUCUAUGGCUGGUAUGUACGAAGCAGUGAACGAAGUCUACAAGGUGCUCAUCCCUAUUCACGAGGCCAGCAGGGAUGCCAAGAAAUUAGCCACUAUUCAUGGUAAACUUCAGGAAGCCUUUGGCAAAAUUGUACACCAGAGCACAGGCUGGGAGCGGAUGUUUGGCACCUAUUUCAGAGUUGGAUUUUAUGGUUCUAAAUUUGGUGACCUGGAUGAGCAGGAGUUUGUCUACAAAGAGCCAGCCAUCACCAAGCUGGCAGAAAUCUCACAUCGGCUUGAGAGUUUCUAUGGUGAAAGGUUUGGCGAGGAACAAGUGGAAGUUAUUAAAGAUUCCAAUCCAGUUGACAAGUGUAAACUGGACCCAAAUAAGGCCUUCAUUCAGAUCACGUACGUUGAACCAUAUUUUGACACUUAUGAAAUGAAGGACCGCAUCACGUACUUCGAUAAGAACUACAACCUGCGCCGCUUCGUCUACUGCACGCCGUUCACACUCGACGGAAGAGCUCAUGGUGACCUGCACGAACAGUUUAAACGAAAGACCAUUCUCACUACCUCCCACGCUUUCCCCUACAUCAAGACCCGCAUCAACAUCAUCCAUAAAGAGGAGAUAAUUUCCAUGCCUAUUGAAGUAGCCAUUGAGGACAUGCAGAAGAAGACACAGGAGCUGGCUUUUGCCACUCAUCAAGACCCAUCUGAUGCCAAAAUGUUACAGAUGGUUCUGCAGGGGUCUGUUGGCACCACUGUUAACCAGGGCCCUCUUGAGGUGGCCCAGGUGUUUCUGUCUGAGAUUCCAAGUGACCCUAAACUCUACAGGCACCAUAAUAAACUGCGACUGUGCUUCAAAGACUUCACCAAGAGAUGUGAAGAUGCCCUUCGCAAAAAUAAAAGUCUGAUUGGUCCAGACCAGAAAGAGUAUCAGAGAGAGCUGGAGAGGAACUACCACAGACUGAAAGAAGCUCUGCAACCUCUCAUUAACAGGAAGAUCCCACAACUCUACAAACCUGUAUUACAGGUGAACUCACACAGAGACUCUUUUAGCAGAAUGAGCCUUCGCAAGCUAGACGUGUGAAGAUUGAAGAAAUAAAAAGAACAAAUGCAAUUUUAUUUAUUUGUAUAUAUCAAUCCUCCUAACAAUAUCAGUGUUUCUGCCAUAAAGUAAAAAGAGAUAAGUGUUAAGACGUUGGUUCAUCAUCCCAAUUUUGUAUUAGUUUACACAAUGGCCUGUUACAUGAUCAUAAGAACUGAUGAUGAAUUUAGCAUACAAUGUGUCAAAACCUGUAUUCUCUUACCAUGUGCACUUUUUUUUAAAUUUAAUUUUUUCUUUUUUUACUUCAUCCUAGUGCAUUUUUAAUAGUUACGGUACAACUACGGUACGGAGUUUAUUUAAUCCUUACAGAAAAAGCAAAAAAGGUGAUGAUUUUUUUUCAGCAUUAUGUAGUUUUAUGUGCCUUUUGUUUACUUUAAAUAUUUUACUAAAUAAAUACUCUAAUAGCCAUUCCAGUGUGUUGUUAAAGAAACUGCACCAAAAGACUUAUUUUUAUAUGUUGGUAUUUUAAUGUGGCAAAUAAGAAUCUACAUAACCAGGUAAUAGAAAAAUAUUAACAUUUUCCCUGCCUCCUCAAAUAUACAACAGAAUGUAAGA